Cylicocyclus nassatus is the source of this 924-nucleotide messenger RNA. NCBI's taxonomy places the organism in Eukaryota, Metazoa, Nematoda, Chromadorea, Rhabditida, Strongylidae. The record is from the annotation of a GenBank genome assembly.
AUGCUGAUGGCAGUUGAGCUGUCUGAUCAAGUGAAUGUUGAGAACUUGACUGCUGUGGAUUCGACGUCGUCGAUUGAGGCUCAGCCUGAGGCGGAAGACGAGAGUAGAAAAGAAAACCAAGAUGAGACCAGUAAAAGCGAGGGUGACCAGACUGGAAAUCAAAAGUUGAAUGAGAAUGAGUUCAGUGCUAUGUCAGUCCAUGACCUGAUCAGAUCGAUCUCCGAGCUCAAUAGGGAUCCGACAAUCCAAAAAAUGCUCUCUGUACUGGCCGAAAAAAUUUCUUCUGGAUUCUCUGAGGCUGACCAGCCUGGAAAACAAGUAGAUGACACUGGUAACGGCGAGAGUGGCAAGAUCAAAAAAGAAGAGCCAAAUGACACCGAUGAAGACGAGAAUGGCGAGAACAAAGAAGAAAAGCCACCUGACACCGUUAAAGACGAGAGCGGCGAGAUCAAAGAAGAAAAGCCAAACACCGGUGAAGGCGAGGGUGACGAGACUGAAAAGCAAAAGCCAGAUAACACCGUUAAAGACGAGAGUGGCGAGAACAAAGAAGAAAAGCCACCUGACACCGUUAAAGACGAGAGCGGCGAGAUCAAAGAAGAAAAGCCAAACACCGGUGAAGGCGAGGGUGACGAGACUGAAAAGCAAAAGCCAGAUAACACCGGUAAAGGCGAGGAAGACGUGACCGGAAAAGAAAACUAUGAUGAGACUUGUAAAGGCGAGGGUGACAAGCAUGGAGAACACAAGCCAGAGGACAACGCUAACGGCGAGGGUGACGAGCCUAAAAAAGAAAAGCCUGAGGACAACUUUAACGGUGAGGGUGACAAGCAUGGGGAACACAAGCCAGAGGACAACGCUAACGGCGAGGUAAGCGUUACCCAAGCAAAAUCAGUGCAAACACGAAGAUAUACUCUGAAAACAAUUUAA